Molecule: messenger RNA, 1112 nt
Organism: Ilex paraguariensis (yerba mate)
Lineage: Eukaryota; Viridiplantae; Streptophyta; Magnoliopsida; Aquifoliales; Aquifoliaceae
Source: the annotation of a GenBank genome assembly
UAAAAGUAGUCUUUUUUGGGGGUCAAUGUAUCAAUAUACAACUCCAUCGUACGGUUUUCCUUCCAUGUCGAUUUCUGGGAUUCAAGGCCAAUUGCUUGAAGUUACAGUUGUUAGUUGUAAUAAAUUAAAGGAUACUGAAUGGAUUUCAAGGCAAGAUCCCUAUGUCUGUGUCGAAUACGGUAGCACAAAGUCCCGCACCCGAACCUGCACAGACGGAGGCAAAAAUCCUACGUUUCAAGAGAAAUUCGUGUUUACACUAAUUGAAGGGCUACGAGAGUUGAAUCUUGUGGUGUGGAAUAGCAAUACCCUCACUUAUGACGACUUCAUCGGCAGUGGAAAGGUUCAAUUGCAAAAAGUCCUUUCUCAGGGAUAUGAUGACAGCUCUUGGCCUCUUCAGACCAAAACCGGAAGGCAUGCAGGAGAGGUUCGGCUAAUAAUGCAUUAUGCAAACGCCAAUAAGUUGGCAACACACUAUGCUCCAUCGGCUCCGCCAUAUGUAGCUCCAGCUGUACCUCAAGCUUCUUUUUACUCUGCACCACCUCCAGCAUCAGGUCAUUAUCUUCAGCCAUCCACUUCCUACCCUGCACCAUCUCCUUAUCCUUCAUACCCACUGGCUUCAGCAGCUUAUACACCACCUCCAUACCAUUCUUCUCAGCCAGCGGCUUAUCCUCAAGCCUAUCCACCACCUUCAGCAUAUCCUCCACAACCAUAUCCACCUCCACCACAGGCCUCACCCUAUAAUCCUCCAGGUAGCUUUUCUUUUUGAUCUAUACUUCUUUUCACCACCUAUGGUCUCAUCCUUAACAGUAUAUUUUGUUUUCCAAACAGGUCCAUACCCUGGAACUUAUCCUCCACCACCAUAUUGAGAUAGAACUCCUGUGUGCCAAAGUUAAGAUGCAAGAUUUAUAGGUUACCUACAGUCGUACUGUAUAGGCCUUGUGUUGAAAAUGGCUUAGUAGUUAUAUUGUCCAACAUCAAGAAUUCAAUGUUUGUGAUGUCAAACUCAUAUAUUUUUGUUUUUUGCUGGAAAAUGUUAAUUGUGUUUUGUACUCAGAAUGUUUCUGACACAAAUUGGUUGGUUUAUCUGUUUUUUUUCUCUUGUUAAAGGCGUG